GAUCCAUUCGAUCCAAUUCUUUUCACUCACUCAUUGAACUACACAAACCUCCCCUCUUCUUCUUCUCUCUCCAAAUUUCUUCUCUCUUUUCCUCUCCUCCGAAAGACCCUCAUUCAUAUAUCAAUUAAAGGGAAUCAAAGAGGUCAUUGGAUAAUUGACACCUUGUUAUGUUGAAGCCCGAAGAAAGUUGAAAAAAAACAAGCAAGAAUUUUGGUAGAGAAUUGCUACAUUUGCAGCUUCCUAUGCACAACAAGAUUCAUACUUGAAACUUUCCCUCGACUGUCCAUAGCUGUCUCUUUCUACGAGGAAAAAAAAGAAAGAAACUACUACCAACACAUUCACCUCCCCUCAAUCUUCGUCUCGACAAUCACGAAGAUUAUUCUUUUCUGAAUAGAAUUAAAGGACAUCAUCGUCUAAUCACUCAAUUCAGCAUCGAAAUCAUCCUCCUACUCAACCACCCCCCCUCCCACCACAACUUCACUACAAUCAACUCUCAACUUUAACCUUCUCUCAUCUCGACACUCUUCAGAAACAGAUUCAAUCCCCCCCAACAAUUGUGUUAUUUCUGCCAAAAAGUUUCGAAUUUUUUUCUCAAUCAAACUCUUCAAUAUUCUUCAAUCUCCAAUACCUCGAAUUAUUUUAUUCUUUGUAUUGUUCGGUUGAGGUAAUAAUUUUCAAUAAUCUUCUCAAGUGGCACCUCCUUCCGUUGUCAAUCUCAAUCUCAAUCUCAUCAACUCUUUUAUAAGAAAGGAGUUUAAGAUUUGACUCCACAAUUGAAAGCCAAGAUACUCGACAGUUCAAGGUGAGCAUUGAUCCUGACCCCUCCCCAUCUUUAUGCAAUACCUCCCAAUCUAAAGACUCGUUCAAUUAAACACGCAAAAUUCUUCAUGAAGGGCAUUGACUGACAUAUAACUCUUGGUUCCCCUUACUUAGUUAGCAUUUUACAUGCCAACGGUCGCGCAUCUCACCUUAAACAACAUUCUUCCACAAAAGCUCUUCGUUCCUCCUGUACCAGAUACUCGGCACGCAAUCACACCAGAAGAUCAAGAUAGUCAAAGAUCGGAGACGUUUACUCGUUCAUCCUAUCUUAACUUCUCCGGAGAAUAUCUUAAACAUUUCUACCGCAUUAUCCUCCCAUUGUCUUCCAUCUAAGAGGGAUCUACCUUGGUGAGUCUCGAAUCCUGACUUGCUCCUCAAUUUACGCAUCGAAUCCCCCUCUCCCUCCCACGUUCUUGCAUGACCCAAAAAGCAUUCCCCUUGUCCACCUCUACAUGAUUGCAACAUCUCCCUUUUCUCUUUUCUCCUAUCUACUCCAAUUCCGGCUGAAAACCUCGCUAAUCCCAAAAUUCACCAGAUUUUUCUCCGAUAUCUUAUAAAGUGAUAUUCACCUGCCGCCUCAUCAAUAUCAACUUUGAGAGGUUCAGCUUUUUGCACUUUUUGCCAUCUUUUUUUUUGGCCAUUUACGUUCAUUUUCGAAUUAUAGUUCCACCCCACACUCUCUAAUAAUAAUUUAUCCUAAAGUAUCGUUCUAUCGAACUAUACAGCACAUUCCUUUACAACCAACAAUACAGCAAUCCAGUGCCUAUAUCGAAAGCCACUGUCAGGUCGAAGCUCCAGGAGAACUUGACGUCCAUUCCUUCCCUACAACCAAACACCACAAUAACCACAACUCCAAAUCACCUUCAACAUGUCAUAUAGUCAGCCUUGUGACACGUUCUUCGUGGAGGAUAAUACUUUCCAACAACCAUCACAACAGCAGCAACCUCGACCAAAUACUCAAGAAUAUAUCAAGAUGAUGGGUCGAAGGAGGCAGGAAGCCAUGGCCAACGAAUUAUCUAGACAAGCUUGUGAUGCUUACAUGGAUGAUAUUAUUGAUCACAUGGCAUCGAUGGAGGUCAAUAAUUCUGCGUUGUACUGAUUUCAUGUGACCUUGUGCUAACAUCUCCACAGGAUGCGACUAUGCCAGACGUUGCCUCGAUAGAAAUUCAACAAGAGAUUCAAUGGUUCAUGCGACCUUAUCUCAUCGAUUUCCUUAUUGAAGCUCAUUCUGCCUUUCAACUUCUUCCAGAAACACUUCAUCUCGCCGUUAACCUCCUCGACAGAUACUGCUCGCGUCGUGUUGUCUACAAGAGACAUUAUCAAUUGGUUGGAUGUGCUGCACUUCUCAUUGCCGCCAAAUAUGGAGACAAGAAGGAGCGAGUUCCCAUGAUACGAGAGCUAAAGUCAAUGUGCUGCUCGUUAUACGACGAGGAGAUGUUUACUCAGAUGGAAUGGCACGUAUUGAACACUUUGGAGUGGAUGAUUGGCCACCCUACCGUCGAUAGCUGGCUUCAAUUGGCCUUAUUGGAAGGACCUGAGUACGAAGAUAUGACCGUCGAGCACAUGUCAUGGUACAUCUGUGAAAUGGCUUUAUACCACAAAGAAUUUGUCUCGGUCAAACCUUCAGCAAUGGCCCGUGCGUCUCUGGCACUUUCGAGAGAUAUCCUUGGAUGCCCCGAGAUGGAUACCUAUGGACAAGUCGAUUCGGAUUUGAUGCUAAGUCUUUCUCGACAACUUAAUCAACCAUCCUCGGUCCUCGCAAGGAAAUAUGCUGCUCCACAGUUAUCAAGAGUCUCCGAAGUGCUUCGACGAUUCCUUCUUCAACAAGCAGCUAUGAGCCAAUGCCAUGUCACUCCACCAACUCCCCCCGCUGAACCAACCGCUAUUCAGAAGCCAGUACAACAACACGAUGUGUACAGCACACCGCAGAAGGCAUAUGGACAGCAUGUCGUCAAUGGUUACCUCACACCGCCGAUUACCCCCGAAGGAGAAUAUUUUGGUCAAGGGAAUGGAAAUGAAAAUAAACCUUAUCAGACUUCAGCACCUAGAUGUCCGAUCACACCAACUCCACAAGCUCAGAUGCAAUAUAGUCAACAACAAUACCAGCAACAGUCAUAUCAACAAGACAUCGUCAUGCAGUAACUGAGGACUCCUUGGAGUUGUUUGAAUCAUUCUCAUCCUUGCAUCAUCUAUGCCUUGAUCUCGGAAAUAAUACCACACCAUCCUCACAUGUACCACAAUUUGUAUUGACUGUGCCGAACUCGUCGGUUAUUUCAUAGGCAUUCGAUCAGAAGCCUAAUUCUACGGAAUUCAUCGUUUCUGUGUUCGGCAUCAGCGCAUUUCAUCGACCUAUUUUUCCAUUGAAAAAUAUCUGGCAUUAGCGAAUCGUCGGUUUUUAUUUCUCUUCAAAACAAUCAUCUUGUCGCUCUAGCGUUUUUUUAUUUACAACACACAAUUACAACACACACCGCGCUCUUCAGCAAUCAACUUUUCCUUCUUUCCUUUUGUUUCUUUUGCGGGCGCAAUCUACCUUUUGAUAGUAAUUGAAGAGGAAGAGAAUGUGACUGGAUAAGGAAAAAUUAGGAAGGAAAUGGAGUUGGUUUUCUGGGUGUGGAUAUUUUUCUUUGUUUCUGCAGGAAGUUUUUAGUUCUCUUCAUACCCUUCUUGCACAUUAAAUUCAGAUCAAAUCAGGUCACAAUCAAUCAAAAUUUGGGGCACGAGAGGAUAUUGAAUGCAUUCAUUACUGACAUGCAUCCUUUCUUAUCGGGGGGAUGUUAUGCUUCAGUAAUGGGUGGAUGUGGAUAGAUUGUUGAGGAUCUAUGGUGAUGGAAGGAUGGGAGAUUCUUCCAUGAUUACUUAAUAGAGAUUGAUUGAUGGGGAUUUGGUGGAGGAACUUUAUUUUCGGGGUGGUUUUGUUUGGUAGGAUAGGUGGCAUGGUUGGAUGGAGAUACCCAAGAUCAAAUCAGAAUAAGAAUGGCUUGCGUGCUUUCCGCAAUAGUUGUGGGGAUUAUUACUUGAUAUCCAAGAAGUGGUGGAUGUGGUGAGCCAAGUGAAGGUAGUGGAGUGCAUUGGGGAUCGUUAGCAUGGAUGCAUACGUGGAUGGAUGGAUGGGUAUAAAAUAAAAUGGAUAAUAAGAUACCUACCUGAUCAUCAUAAUAUUGUGCCAUCUAGUAUGAAUGUA
Molecule: messenger RNA, 4000 nt
Organism: Sclerotinia trifoliorum
Lineage: Eukaryota; Fungi; Ascomycota; Leotiomycetes; Helotiales; Sclerotiniaceae
Source: the annotation of a GenBank genome assembly